UAUUGUCUUUCCCAUCUCCAUUGGAUAAUGCUUUAGACUUCAUCGUGUCUUCUCUUCCUCCUCCUCUAUGGAAAAAGGACGACCUUUCACUAAUGACUCCUCUGUUCCGCUCAUUCUUGCAGUUUCAUCCCCGGUCUGUCCCAGUAUUGCGGUGGGCGAUGAUCAGGAGAUGGUCAACGGAGGCCGCCGAACUGAUGUCUUCGAGAUGGAUUUGUUUCCAGCCAAGAACACUUCCAUAAAGCAGGAAGACGCCAACGCUGAGACUGCCGGAUUGUUGCAGCUUCACGCUGCGAACACGCGCAGCGAUCAGUCAACUGUGGAUGAUAUGGAUGGAAAAUAUGAGCUGGCUGUCUUGAAAGAGGAGUUGACCCGCAUAAACGAAGAUAACCAAAAACUAAAAGAGUUUCUCAAUCAAAUGACCACCAACUACACAUCCCUUCAUAUGCGAGUGGUUCAUCUAUUGCAGGGGCGCAAUCCAAUUUUAGGCAACACAAUGGAGACUCUUCAGUCGCAAGAGGUUACCGAUGGAAAAACUGAUGAUGCUAAACCUCUUGACGAUGGAAGGGUUGUUGCUCCGAUCAGGCAGUUUAUGGAUUUGGGCCCGGCGGGAAGCCACAACGAGCCGUCGAACUCCUCGACUGCCAGCCCAGACCAGUCGCGGACGUUGUCGUCGCCGGUGGAGACCUCCGAAGUAGCAUCACCGGGCUACAACGCAAAAGAGAAAAUUGUGAACCUCAACGAAGCGCCCAGGUUGAUCCCCCCGCCGACCGACCAAGCCCAAGGAGAGACCAUGAAGAAACCCCGUGUAUCGGUUCGAGCUCGAUCGGAAGCGUUAAUGAUUGCUGAUGGUUGCCAAUGGAGGAAGUACGGGCAGAAGAUGGCCAAGGGAAAUCCAUGCCCUAGAGCUUACUACAAAUGCACCAUGGCCACCGAAUGCCCAGUCCGGAAACAAGUGCAACGGUGCGCGGAUGACCGGUCGAAUCUAGUGACGACCUACGAAGGUGCCCACAACCACCCCCUCCCGCCGGCGGCCAUGACAAUGGCGACCACCACCACAGCCGCCGCGUCGAUGCUCGUGUCCGGCUCGAUGAGUAGCGCCAAUGCGCUCAUGAAUCAUAAUUUCCUCGCGAGGACCAUUCUGCCGGCGGUUUGCUCGUCGAGCAUAUCAGCGUCGGCUCCCUUCCCCACCGUGACGUUGGACCUGACCAAGAGUCCGAACCCGCUGCAGUACCAACGACCGCUAGCGGUGGCGGCAGUCCCUUUACAGGCCCAAUUCCCCGUGUUGCCGCCGCAGCUGCCACAGGUCUUCGGCCAGCCGCUGCUCAGCCAGCAGUCAGAUUUGGUGGGGUCGCCGGCGAUUACAGAGUCCAUGAGAGCGGCCACUGCCGCCAUCACGGUCGACCCGAAUUUCACUGCGGCCCUGACUGCUGCCAUCAAGUCCAUCCUCAGCGGCAAUCACCAGAAGGAGCAGAAUCCGGCAAAUCUUGAAGCUGAUUAAGUUACAAGAUAAAUAAUGACCAGUUCUGAUUAAUAAUUUUCCAUCAUGACGAAGUAGCAAGUGCAUACAUUGCUAGUUUCACGGUCUUUUCUUUUUAACUUCAUAUAAAUCCUUCUCUUUUUGUCUGUAUAUAUACUUGUACUUAAUUUUAGGUUUAGAUUGAUUUUGUCGGUCUGUUAUUUCCGGGCCGUGGAAUAAUUCCCUGCCAUCGUUAAUUUUCUCUUUAGGUUUUUGCAAGAAGUCUCAGCUGGUUCAGUGCGGUCGGGUUUACGGUGGAGCUGGAGCUCUUGCCGGUGUUCCAACGUCGUCGCAGGAGGUCAAGGAUUGCGCCCAAGCAAUUAAGAAAACGAUCGAGGGAGGAGGAUGCAUGGCAUGGAACGGAAGCCGCGAUGGCGAUCGAGUGGAAAGUUGUUCAGAUCCGUCAUUCCACGAUUUGACGUGCCGUAUCAUCGUGACGUAUAUAUAUAGCGUCUGAUAGAGAUCUUUCUAUUCACGGUUUUUUUAUGGAAGAGAGUAAGGGCAAGGAACCGGCCAGAGUUGAAGAUCAAGAUGAGUUUGCUUCCACAUGAUAGUUUGCCAGGUCUAUAUGAGAGCGACUUGGUAGAAAGGACGCCAGAAAAUUCCACAAUGGCGUGGAAUCAGAACCAGAACCGAGAAAAUACACAAAAAUGAAAUAUCAAUAUCAAUUUCACUAUACAAUCUCAAGUGCAAGCAUAUUGAAAUUAGAAAGUAAAAAACUGUCACAGAACAGGGAGGAUAUGAUAGACGGUUCAUCAUCUCAGGCAAUAGAAGUUUUUGAGGAAUUAAUAGAGUGACUGGAGAAGAAAAUAUAUAUGGAUUAAGGGAUCGUCUUUCUUUUGUA
Zingiber officinale is the source of this 2360-nucleotide messenger RNA. RefSeq names its product probable WRKY transcription factor 31. Gene Ontology annotation, molecular function: sequence-specific DNA binding; DNA-binding transcription factor activity. Bases 68 to 1498 code for a protein of 476 amino acids. The transcript is spliced from 6 exons. The record is from RefSeq and is a predicted model, not a curated record. Gene Ontology annotation, biological process: regulation of DNA-templated transcription. Lineage: Eukaryota; Viridiplantae; Streptophyta; Magnoliopsida; Zingiberales; Zingiberaceae.